Messenger RNA from Necator americanus (New World hookworm), 333 nucleotides. RefSeq lists its product as uncharacterized. The transcript has 2 exons. The record is from RefSeq and is a predicted model, not a curated record. Lineage: Eukaryota; Metazoa; Nematoda; Chromadorea; Rhabditida; Ancylostomatidae. The coding region runs from base 1 to 333 and encodes 110 amino acids.
AUGGAAAACCGUCCCCGCUUCUUUGGUCACGUUAUGAGGAGGCCGUCUAAUCGUCUUGUCCAAGUAGUUCUGAGGAUGCUUCCAGAUCCUAAUUGGAAAACGUCUAUCGGUCGUAAAAGAAAGUUCUGGAUUGAGGUGGUGAAGGAUCUGAGGACACUUGGCGUUGACAGGCAGUUCACUCGAGACGUGAAAUUCCGCCGCUUGUGGAAUAGCGACGGAUGGGUAGAUUCUAUGCGAAGUCUAGCUGAAGUUCGAGCAGGAUGGGAAGCGAUCGAGAAGAAGAAGAAGAAGAAGAAGAAGAAAGGGAAGAAGAGAGAGAGAGAGAAGGGGUGA